AUGGCACACCCUGAAGAUCACCAUACACAUACUCUUGCAUCGCUCUAUGACUCCAUAGGUGCGAGGUAUGAGAAGGCGUACGCCAACAAUCCAGCCCAGCAAAAGUCCCUUGAGUGGCUCCUCUCUCAUCUGCCCCGCGCAGGUUGCAAAAUCCUUGACAUAGGCUGUGGUACCGGCCGUCCUGUGGCCCUUGCAUUAUCUCGUCCUCCGCACCAUCAUCAGGUUCAUGGCAUCGAUGUCUCGGAAAGCAUGCUUUCUGUCGCCCGCCUCUCAGCGCCCUCUGCGUCGUUUGAGCUCACUGAUGUCCGUGAUUUUCAAUCCGAUUCAGAAAGUUUUGACGCUGUGACGUCGUAUUUUGCUCUGCUGGUGGAUAUUUCGCAAGACGAAAUAAAGCAGAUAAUGCAAAAUAUUUUUACUUGGUUGAGACCAGGUGGCCUUUUAGUCUUCAGCACAGUCCCGGCUGAUAUUGAGCAGGACGCGCAAAGUUGGCUGGGUAGAAGGGCAAUAUUUACAUCGCUAUCGGAGGAGCAGUACAUGGAAUUGUUAAAACAGCUGGGUGUCGUUGUGGAAUACUCUCAUGUAGAGAAUUUCAUGCCUAAAGCCGUUGAAGCUGGUAUUUGCGAUGCAGCUCAGGUUACAGAGGAACCUCAACUGUUUAUAUAUGCGCGAAAACUAUAG
Trichoderma gamsii is the source of this 678-nucleotide messenger RNA. Its product is annotated as methyltransferase domain-containing protein. Bases 1 to 678 code for a protein of 225 amino acids. The transcript has a single exon. The record is from RefSeq and is a predicted model, not a curated record. NCBI's taxonomy places the organism in Eukaryota, Fungi, Ascomycota, Sordariomycetes, Hypocreales, Hypocreaceae.